AAGAGCUAGAUCCAGUAUCGUUAUCCUGCGGCACAUGCAGAAAGGGGUAGGCAUGCAGCCUGCGAAGCCAAAUGUUGAAGUACUUUGUGAAGCUGAAAGAGAAACCUCAGCCGCCAACGCCUGCACAAGCUCACGAAGCAGGUGUUAUUUCGCACAAGGUUGUGAGCAGUGGUGAGCACAGCCCAGGUGAAAGGAGAAGCCUGGAAGAACAGGAGUUGGAGGCAAGGACAGCGAGGAAAGAAGACGAAGAAGAGGAGGAGGAAGAGGAGCAGGAGGAAGACGAGGAGGAGGAGGAGGAGGAGGAGGAGGAGGAGGAAGACGAAGCAGUGGACAAAGACAAGGAUGAACUCACAAGUACUUCUGAUAAGACCUCGCAAUGUAGGACAGAGAGGAGAGCACCUGAUGACGGUGCAAGGGCACUCAGCAAAGUGGACGUGACGCUGCCGAGGCAACCUGAACGCAGCAAAGAGCAGGACAUUGACAAAGGCAAGAAGGAGGACGAGGAGGAGGACGAAGAGGACGAGGAGGAAGAGGAGGCGGAGGAGGAAGAUGAGUGGGAGGAUGAUGAAGUGGUGCCAGAGCACGAUUCAUUCGAGCAUGAGGUCAAGGCAGAGCAUUCAGCCAUUGCCAUUGCCCAAGUCCAUGCGCAUGUACCGAAUGAACUUGAAAGCCUUCGCGCUCAGCUGGCUGCUCACUCUGACAAUGUCAAGGCCAUGCAGCAGAAGCUUCUCGAAGUCCGGGAAGCUUCGGAAGCUUCGGAAGCUUCGGAAGCUUCCCGGGUCAAAUCGAAGCCUUCGGAGCCUUCGGCGCCUUCGGCGCCUUCGCCUUCGGAGCCAGAGCCUGGGAUGCGAUGCCAGCUGCAGGGCGUGCGGCAGGAGCACCGCGAGGCCAGAGCAGAGCUGAAGGCCAUGCGCAGCUUGCGUAAAUCGAGCUUGGGCAUGUCAGACAUGUCGGACAUGUCGGACAUGUCCCAUUCGGAUGGCUGGAAUGCCAAAGGCCCAUCCCAUGACCAAGUCGCCUAUUGGUCUUGGCACUGCCAGAACCUGAGGGAGUGUUUGGCCCAGUGCAGGGAAACUGCUCAAACGGAGCGGGCCUUGAUCGGCCAACUGGAAGAUGCAAGUGUCGCAGAGCGCUCAGCGGCCAAAACAUUUGCAGAGGAAUUAUCGGACCAGCGAGCCUCGGCAAAGCGCUUGAAAGCAGCUGAACGAGCAGCGGCAAAAGAAAAUUCUGCUUUGGCAAAUAGAUACUGGGAAGCCGCUCCGUUCAUCGUGGAGACGCAGCUUCAGAUGCAGCAAGAAGCAGCUGCUGAGGAGCAGGAUGUUGCUAGCCUUGAAGGCAGCUUGUUGAAGAUUCGUGCCGCGUCCAAAGUAGCUGCGAACGCAGCAGCAGACGCCUGCCGGGUCGCCAGCGCUUCCAAGGCUUUGGAGCGAGAAGACGCCCAGGUUGCCCAGCUUGCCCUCAAAAACAUGGCUGCGCUGCAACCGCAGCAGGACGCAGCAGCGGGGCAAAGGCUCGAUCAGCCGCGCGAAGCACUCCUCAAGCAAGCUUUGGAGGAGGUACGGAAACACAACUUGCAGCUAAAAAGCCAAGUUGAAGCCUUGAAGGUUCGAAGACUGCCGGCUGAGUGGAAAUAGGAGCUGCGCGGCCCAGUGCCAGCCCGGGUAUCGCCCCAGCAUGAAGGUCUUGGAAUGCAGGGCCCAGGUCUUCUCGCCCGCCAACGAGUGCGUCCCGGAGCCUUGCCAGG
Effrenium voratum is the source of this 1744-nucleotide messenger RNA. Lineage: Eukaryota; Dinophyceae; Suessiales; Symbiodiniaceae. The record is from the annotation of a GenBank genome assembly.